GGGACAGUGGGCGUGGCCUCGCGCUUCGUUACGUCACGAUCAGCUGUUCUGAGCUUCUACGCUGUGAUCCGCGGAUCAGCUGGGCGAAGCAAUAACAGCCAGGACAAAAACAAGACAAAUAUAUAAAUGCAGCAAAAACGGGAUUAAAAAACAACAACAAGAGAAGAACACAAGGAUAAAGACUGCACAUUUAGCUGUCGUGUAGUUUAAAAGUUUCUUCUAAGAAGAAAGCCUUUCUAUUAAUCUUAUUAUUAUUAUUUUCAUGUGAAUAUAAUCCUGGUGCAUUAACACUACCUCAUAGAAACGCUCCUGAAUCCGGGCUUUAAGGCUUUUGUCGUGUUUCUUACUGUUUCGUCCACACGUUUACACGUUUUUUCGGUGCUUCAGCAAAGGCAGCUCCACCACCUGGACUAUCUGAGUCACUUCCACUCAGGAAACGUCUCCUGACUGUCUGGUUUCUUUUUCCACAGGCCUUUGCAGUCAUAGAAAGACCAUAAAUUUGCACUUCGAGAGUUAAUAAACUCUUCCAACGUUCGUUUCACCAACAAGGGCUUGACAAGCAAAAGACGCCUAAAACACACCGUGCUGGUCCUUCACAACCUGCAACAGAAGACCAUCAGCAUUACGAACUGUAGAUCUUUUCCGAGACAAAUUCCAAGGCAGCUCUCCCUCAGGAUACCUCCACAAUCUGCCCUUUGACCUCCAAGUCGGCCAUGUUCCAGCGACUUAGCAACCUGCUGUUCGGAGCGGUGGAGGACGUCUCUGCCGAGCUCAAUGGACCCAAGCCCUGCGUGACUGAGGUGGAUGAUGAGGGAUGGCUUCUGGUCAGCGUAUCCGGUGACAGAAACUGUACCAUGUUGGGUGAGGAUGGGGUGGAGGUCCCAUCGAUAGCACAGUCUCUUCCAAAUAGUGAAUGUCAGAGGGUGGAGUCUGGAUGUGAUAUAGCCACUCCACCCUCUCGUACAAGUGACUCCAGCCCUUUCUCAUGCAAACGGCGCAGGACUAGAGCAGGCCGCUCUCAGGCAGCGUGUCCUCCUUCGUCUCGUUCCCUUCAUUCCCCUCUUUCCCUCGACUCUCCCUCCCCGCUUGGGUCAGGUGGAGCGAAUGUGCUGUCUGACCCCGCCCCCUGUGGGUUGGAUGAGAGCUGGUUCAUCACUCCUCCACCCUGUUUCACUGUAGAGGGAGCGCCAGCUGAGGCCAGCCCCAUGGAGGACCUGCUCAUCGAGCAUCCUAGCAUGUCCGUCUACGUCUCCUCGUCCAACCUGGAGGAGAGUACAGCCAACAUGGCCGACAGUGUGAGCAGGAUGUCUGAAUCCACCCCAGCCCCUGUUCCCACUCGGUUGGUGCGAGGAUCAGCGUGUCAGGUGGUUCCUCUUGCCAAAGUGACUCAGGCGAGCCGUGUUCAGAGGGCCAAAGCCCGCAUGGAGCGUCGUCACCUGGGCCGCGGUCGCAUGCAGCGCCAAAACCGCGUCCGCCAGCAGAUCCCACGCCACAUGGCUCACACACGCAACUCUGUCCUGCACCAACCGUGCCAGCGCAACUUCUGCCACUGAUCCACCAGGAUCCUGGCAUCACCAUCAUCAUCAUCACGUUCACCAACCUCCAUCAUCCCACAUCACUUACCGUACCAUGUCUUCAGCAUCCUCCACCAAAGCCCUCUUUUAACGUUAUUCCAGUCACGAACAGGAAUGCUUAAAAUCCAUCCAUUAUAGACGAGCCACUUGUUUUUCCAAUUAGCAUUCGAUUCACAUGGCUCUGUUUUAAAUAGUCGCAGCAUUUGCUCAUGUCUCCAAGAUGCCAUUUACAAUCAGCAACCUCACACGCAGACGGAAGUGGGAACGGCUAAUAUCAAAAACUAGCAAAGAUUCAAAACAAGAAAAGUAGCAGCACAGACAGAGAACACCGAUGUGGAAGAAACCAAACAAGGGUCUGACGCUAACAUCUCAUCCUUUAUUUGCUUUCAUUUGUGUUGGAAAAGUCCAGUUUUCUCCAUUCUUAUUUUCUUUUGUGAUUUCUAUGGGGGGGGGGGGGGAACGAAAAUACCGUAGAGGCUAAAAUGUGUUGCAAAACUAUAACAUCGCGUCAGACAGCGCUGCGUUUCUGAUACGGAGAAAGGGGCUUUAACAACACACAGAAUGGCAAAGUAGGUCAAUGAAGGUGGACGUGAGGAUAAAACAGAGUAAAGAUUGCUGGAUGUUGAUGGAGAAUUGAAGAGGAUGUAAAUUAGUACGUAUCGUAGCCCACAGCAUUACCAUAGCGCCUUAAAGGGAAAAUCCAAACUACUAUGGAUUGAGAAUUUUUUGGAUUUGAGUUGAUUUUUUUUUUUUUCUUAAGUAAAUCGUGGGUUGGGUUUUCCCUUAAAAUGCUUUGGUGCUUUUUGGUCUUUGGUGCCUCCUCGAACAUUUUGGGCCAAUUUAAGGUAAAGAAACAGAACGCACUGUGACAUGUUCAUGCUAACAAUGCAUGUAAUGUUGAAUAUUGGGUGCUGAGUUAGCAACUACAGCUGAAGAUAUAUUUAUUUUUAAUGGAUCGUUAUAAAAUCUCACCCGGUUUCAGGCAUUUUGUCCAUUUAUUUGCAUACUUACUGGUCACGUAUUGAUAAUAAACCUUAAAUGGAUGUCCAGCCUAGAAAGAGGAGUGUAAAGCCACAUGACCAGCACUUAUCAGAGCCAGUGUGAGGUUACUGUGGGUUACAGGGUGUGGUAGAUUAUAGAAGGUGUAGGAUAAGGGUUAAAGGAAUUGCAUUGCAUCGCCACCUAUAAUGGUAAAUGGUCUGCACUUAUAUAGUGCUUUUUUAACCUUAGCAGCUUUCCACUGUUUCGCAUUCACCCAUUCACACACAUUCACACACCAAUGGCUGCAGAGCUGCCAUGCAAGGUGCUAGCUUUGGGGUUCAGCGUCUUGCCCGUGGACACUUCGGCAUGUGGAGACAUGUGGGCUGGGAAACGAACCACCAACCCUACGAUUAAUGGACAACCCGCUCUACCAUCUGAGCCACAGCCGGCCGGUGACAUGGUGAUACGGAACAAAUAAGAUGAUAAACUCAAAUCUGGCGUCACAAAGGGGAUGCGAAUGAGCUCCAGACUCAGAUUUUAACCACAUCGAUUUGAGAAAACAAUCAACUGUUGCAAGCCUGUUACACCUCUAGGUGGCGAAGCAGUCCCCUUUAAGACACGGUAUAGAAAGCGACUCUUUAUUGUGUUUUGCUGCAUUAGGUUUAGAUCAUGUUCUUUUUAUGAUUCACUUUUGAAGUGAAUGUGCCUCAGACCCUUGAUCUUCCUCUCCAUCCAUCCUCUCAGUGUCAGUCCUGCAACUCAAACCCAAACCCAACGCUUAGCUAAAAGAAAAUCACUGUGAUCAUAUUUGUAGACACCGAACAUAUUACACCAUGACAUGAGACUGAAUUAUUCAUUUUACUCUCAGAAAUCCGUCCCAGUGAGCAAAGCGUGACCAUUGAUGAACGUUACUAAGGCCACCUAGCAUGACUAAAUGGGAUACUUCGCGUUUGCUCACAUAUAGUUGAUUAGGCAAGACAUGUUUGCUCUCUAAUGUAGAUAACAGAAGAGGGCAGAUAGCACUUUCCUCCGAAGGUGUUCAGCUGCGAUGUGGUGGCUUCACGUAUCUAGGACGAAGCAUAUGCUAGCCUUCACCCUCUCUGGCUAGCUAGGGGGCAGGAAUAGGCAAAAUGGCCAAAUUGGAAGAAAUGAGGUUUAAAUAAAAACAAUAUAGCCACCACAUUUCCACCGCAAGUCUGAUACCUAGCGAUUCCAGUUAUCCAAGAUGGCCGCCCCAUAACGUCACAGUUUAGAGCUACGUUACAGUGGAUAUAUGAUAUAGAUCUUCAUUACUUAUUACUACUUACAUUAAAAGCAAAUGUCUGACACUAUUGAUUUUUUUUUUGCAUGCUAUUCCUUUAAUUUAAUCCAUUAAGAGUGUGAUUGGUCUACUCAUAUAUGUGUAAACACUCAUGCGUGUUCACUUGCAGAAUCCAUCCUUCUCCAUCAUUCAGUGUUACUUUCCUCCAUGGAAAUCCUCUGUGUCAUGCUCUGGCUUACAUGCGUAUCAUCGAUGCUGAUUAGAUUCACUAUGGUGCUGAACAUGUUUGACUGUUUGUAAAAGUCAACUUGGAUGUAUGUUUGCACUCUCUUACAGUUUAUUUUUGAGGUUUUUAGCUUUGUGCGAUUUUAUUUGUUUUAUUUCAAGCAUCAGUCCGAAUGAGAGGGUGAUGUUGAUGUGCAUGAGUUGGGAAAACAAACUAUUUUAAAUUAUUCACAUUCACAUAUGAUAUGUACAUAUAAUGCACAGCUCUUUGCAGUACAGUGUUUGUGUGUUUUAGCUGAAUGAUGUCACCGUUUAUUGAAAACAUCUUUACAAAGCUAAGUUGAAUACAUAGAAUUGAAUCUACCCCUCCUCCUCAUACCCCCCCCUACCCCCCCCCCCCCCCGACAAAGGUGUUUUUUUGGUGAUCAUCAUUUUUGGGAAAUAAGGGUAGGCCUGAAAAUCUUCUGAAUCAUUUACUAUGUUAUACCGGCAUGUAAUGGGCUAUUUAUUCAUAACCUUGACUGCUGAGAUCGUCAGCGUGAUGUAACACAAAGAAAAUCUCUUAACAAAAAUGAAUAUAUUCAAAUAUUCUUUCCCUUAUAUUUUAUUUUUCUUUCUUUCCAAAUGGAUUGUAUGCAUCAUUUUUAUUAUGGAUGGAUGAAUGUCAGAGGUGGAUCUUUUAGGAUAUCUCAUCAAACUAGUGCACUUCCUGCCCAGAUAGCAAACUGAUGCUGGGUCAAUGUUGUUUGCCACUCUUGGCUCAGAGUAGUUGUGUCUAUUGGGCCAAUGUUGGGCCGCCAAGUUUGACAGAAUUUCGGGUAACUUUAAAUCCAUUUUGCCAAUGUCGGCCAUUUUAUUGGCCCAAUGUUGGAUGGCAGGGUUGACAGACUUUCACCCACCUUUAACUCGACUUUGCUAAAGUUGAGCAAAUGUCAGCCAUUCCACUGGGUCAGCACUUGGAGCAAACAUUGGCCUAACAUAAUUUUCUCCAUUGGACCAACGCUGGGCCACCAGGGCCAACUUUUAGCCACCUUUAAAUCCACCUAGCCAGGGUUGGCCCAACGUUGGCAAGGUUCUUAUAAAAGUGUGCUUUGGCCGACAUUGGACCAACAUUAGGGCAAUACUAGACCAGUGUUAUGAAAAUUUCACCUUUGCCAACAUUUAGAUCAACAGUGUAGGGAGGCUCAACAUAACCACCUCAAAAUAGACAUUGGGUAAACAUCAGUUUGCUACCUGGGUGUGUUACCUUGAGUCAAUGUGGUGCUUCUCGCCUACUGUGUCAGUCCAUACAGAGGUGAUACUACAUCAUACACAGCAAUUAAACCUUAUGGGAGGUAACAGCUCACUCACCCUCUAUAAACAUCCAUCACUGUUUAUUUUGCUUUAUAUUUUGUUUUGACACUCCACCACAUUCUCUCUCUCUUUCCUGUUGUCUCUCAUUAUUGUAAUUUCUUUUUCUCCUGUGUGUGUGUGUGUGUGUGUGUGUGUGCGUAUGAUUAAUGAAAUGUGUAUGGCUAUAGGGAGCAGUGUGUAACACCUCAGGGCAGCUUGGGGUUUAUUUGACUGUGUGGUGUGAUGUGAGAACCUAGACAAAUGGGAAAAAAAAAAACUACAAAACAAACAAACUGAUUAAUGAACUAAAAAUAUAUAGAUAGAUAGAUAGAUAUAUAAAUGUGCUUGUAUUUUUCCUUAUGAUUAGAUGCAAAUGUUGUUUAAUUCACUGUUCAUGUUCAUGAUUUAUUAUAUUGUGAAAAAUUAAGGGGGUGGACCAUCAAACAGCAAGACUGCACUCUUCUGUUUGGUUCUUGCGCCCUGAAACUAUGGCAGCUUUUUCAAAUGUAGGGGUUUACCUUCACGGGGGGUAUCCUCCACGAAACGUACACCCCCUUUAAAAAAAAAAAAGUACAAAUAGAAUAUAUUAAAAGGAAUAAUGUAUCUGAUAUCUAUGGUGAUCGUGCCUUUCACUAUUCUGCAUGUUUUUUUUUUCUUUGUUUUUUUUUUCGUGAUUAGCUGACUUUUCUAUCCUGUCUGUGUGGGCACUGGUCCGUACGCAGUAGUAGAGACCUAUGCAAAAUACAAGGAUGGGGUUCCAGCAUCCAUUCAGAAAUACAGGUACUGGAAAAAAAUGACAAAAUAAAAAAACUCUCAGGAUGAAA
Ictalurus furcatus (blue catfish) is the source of this 6197-nucleotide messenger RNA. It is a transcript of the gene tp53inp2b, whose product is annotated as tumor protein p53-inducible nuclear protein 2. The record is from RefSeq and is a predicted model, not a curated record. Lineage: Eukaryota; Metazoa; Chordata; Actinopteri; Siluriformes; Ictaluridae. Gene Ontology annotation, biological process: autophagosome assembly; positive regulation of DNA-templated transcription. Gene Ontology annotation, cellular component: nucleus; autophagosome. The coding region runs from base 714 to 1553 and encodes 279 amino acids. The transcript has 5 exons.